This is a messenger RNA of Plectropomus leopardus (leopard coralgrouper), 1079 nucleotides long. Lineage: Eukaryota; Metazoa; Chordata; Actinopteri; Perciformes; Serranidae. The record is from RefSeq and is a predicted model, not a curated record.
CUCGAGGACAUGUUCAUAGCGAGGACAGGAAGAUGCCUCCCCCCAAACCCAAGAGGAACCCAAACACUCAGCUAAGCACCUCCUUCGAUGAGUCUUACAUUCGUAACCAUGGCAACAGGAAGUCUUCCUUGCGAUGGGACCAUACUUCGUCCCAGACUCAGAGUCCGGUGUCGAGAGACACAGAUGACGAGGAGCCCGUCUAUAUCGAGAUGGUGGGAAACAUCCUGCGGGAGCUCGGCGGUCAAGACGGCAUGGAGGACGAGCAGAGCGAGGCGGUGUACGAGGAGAUGAAGUACCCGAUGCUAGAGGACUUCCUGCAGGACACCGCCAUCGUGGACCCAGACGCCUGGGCGUCCCGCAGCUCACUCUGCGACAUCCCGGCACCAUUCCCUAACCUGCUGACUCACCGCCCGCCACUGCUUGUCUUCCCCCCCGCCCCCGCCCAAUGCUCCCCUAACUCUGACGAGUCCCCCCUCACCCCACUGGACGUCACUCGACUGCCUGUCAUGGACAAUGUGUCCUACAGCAAAUCAGGCAGCGCUGAACAUACACAGAGCUCCACCCACCACCGCAAGGACAGAGACCAGGACCGGGACCGAGACAGAGACGGGGAUCGAGACCGGGACAGGGACCGGGACCGGGACCGAGACCUUCCCCCCACUCACACCAUCACAUCCUCUGGACGCUCAUCAGCUCCGCCUCUCCCCUCCAACCUCUACAAGUCUGGCUCCACCCACAGUGGUCAUGGUUAUCCCCGCAGCCAAUCAGCAUGUCCGUCUCCAGUCAGCAUGGGGCGUUCUCUGACGCCUCUGAGCCUGAAGAGGCCGCCGCCAUACGACGCUCUGAUGGCUGGAGGAAGUAUGCCCCGCUCCUCCUCUUCCUCGUCAUCGUCUUCACACCGGGCUGGGGAGGGUGGGGCUAAACUCAGUAGCUCCUCCUCCACGCACGGCUCCAUGCAAAACGUGUCAAUGAGGUCACAGACUCCAACCAGCCCAUUAGACGAACUCAACAAUCUGUUUACCUCCAGCAGAGCGCCGAUGAAGAAAGGAGGCCGAAAGAGCAGAGGGAGCGAAGGUUAG